This is a messenger RNA of Penicillium olsonii, 2589 nucleotides long. Lineage: Eukaryota; Fungi; Ascomycota; Eurotiomycetes; Eurotiales; Aspergillaceae. The record is from the annotation of a GenBank genome assembly.
AUGAAGUCAAGUCGGGGACCUCUAUCCCAAAGACUCGGGGAGCAGGCCCGGGAUUCUGCUCUCUUUGCUCUCGAUGUCGCUCAAGAUCCUCAGCUGUACAUGGACCGUGGUUGGGAGGCCUCUCGGAGAUACUUCUUCUCCGUGAUCUUCAUCUCCAUCGUGCUGUCCAAGUGCUUCCACAUUCUCGUGCAUCUCAAGUCGUUGACGGUGCUCUCGUUCCUCCUCUGGGGUCUGACGUUCUUCCUGGUCGAUUUUGUCCUCAUUCUGAUCGCGUGCGCCCUCGCGCGCUCCUUCAGGUACCCGCUAUGGCGUUACCUGACGGCCUUUUGGACUGUCCUGUGGAGUUUGUACACCGCAUCGAUGAUCUCCGCCAACAUCUCCUACUACUUCCACGUCGGGAAUGAAAUUCACUGGCGCAACGUGAACAACUUCCACCACGACAAGCCUACCGCCUGGACCGUCCUGACCGCAUUGGGUUUCGGCAUUCUGCUCGACGUGCUGAUCUACACUGCUGCCUACUACGCAACCCCGCAUCUCUUCCGGAUCACUGACGCAUUCCUCGCCACCUGGGUUUCGUUCCUGCCUGCCAAGUACCGCUGCACUCGCCGCAAGUCACAGACCCUGCCAGACCCCGAGAUCUACGAGCAGAUUGCCAUCGAUGACUAUGAGGAUGGCCACGAGUCCGCUGGACUGCUGGAGACCCCCGAGGACCGGCCCCAGGUCUCUACUUCCUCCGAGAAGAAGGGUCAGCCCAUGCUCAAGCGCGGAAUCGUGAUCGCGUGCACUGCUGCUAUCCUGGCUCUGCGCGUCGUUCGCCCCUCCGAUGCGACUUACGGUUUCCUCUCGGCCACUCUGCCGCUCGCGCCGUUCAAGGGCCUGAUCUACCGCCCUAACCAGGGAAGCGUUGCUGAGUUGCCCGGUGAUUUCAGCUGGCUGGAGGGCCAGACUGCCCUGGAUGACUUCCCCAACUUUGACUGGCUUCGCACGAAUGAUCCCUCGAAUGGCUUUGUGGAAUGGUCUCCCUUCAAGAUCAACCACACCGAGCACUUUCAGACACACUACAACCCCGCAAAGGACCCUCUCCACACGGUCAACCUCGACAAGGAGAUUCUGGAGCCUAUUCGGGAGGUGCUCCAGAACGGAUCCGUCAAGAUCAAGCACAUCAUCCUUAUCAAGCUGGAGAGUAACCGCCAGGACGUGUUCCCCUUCCGCUCGGACUCUUACAUCAUGAAGCACAUCAAAGAAUCCUUCGAUGGUGAAAUUCCCGAGGAGGUUCUUCAUCGCCUGGGUACACUUACUCCCAUGGCUCAGCGCUUCACCGGAUUCGACACCGGAUUCGAGAGCAGCGAAAAGCUGGAGCCUUUCGGUGGUAUUAGUGCCAAGAAUGCCUAUACCUCUGGUACCUACACCAUGAAGAGUCUCACAGGAACCGUGUGCGGUGUGAACCCUAUCGCUGUGUUCAACAACCUUGAAUACUACCACGACAUCUACCAGCCCUGCUUGCCGCACAUCUUCAACUCAUUGAGUGCCCAGCCCAACAGAACCACCGAGACCGAUGAUUGGAUCAACUGGCCCUGGCACACUAUGUGGAUGCAGUCCCACUACGGUACCUGGGACAAGCAGUACGCUCUUACUCCAGCCAUGGGAUUCUCCGAGGUCAUGGAUAAGGAGAGACUGGAGGAGUUCAACGACAAGUAUCUCCCCGAGGAGAAGCAUGACCACGACUACCCCGAUAAGACUCUGAAUGGAUACCUCCGGGAUGUGAUCACCGAGGCGAAGGAGAAGAAGAGACGUCUGUUCUUGACCCAUCUCACCCACAACACUCACACCCCUUACUACAAGCCCGGUGACUACGAGGAGCUGUUUGGCAACACCGCCGGAUGGAACGACAAGAUCAACAAGUAUCUGAACACCAUCGUCUACCAAGACGAAUGGUUGGCCGAUAUCAUGCAAAUCCUGAAGGAGAACGACAUGACCGACGAGACUCUUCUCGUCAUGGCCGGUGACCACGGACUCUCCCUACCCAACGACGGAGGCGUAACAGCCAACCACGACCCCCACGUCGGCAGCUUCCACGUCCCCCUCCUCUUCUCGCACCCCAAGCUCCCCCAAAUCACCGUCGACAGCGCCGUCCUCUCAACCCAGAUCCUCCCCACCAUCCUGGACCUCCUCAUCGAAUCGUCGUCCAUCGACGAACACGACACCAAAAUCGUCAAGGACCUCCUCUCCAUGUACGAAGGCCAAUCCAUGCUCCGCCCCCUCAUCCCCGAGCAAGACGGAAAGCGCGAAUGGCACUUCUCCACCAUGAACCCCGGCGGAACCUGGGUUUCCAUGCGCGCAGCUGAGCAGCCAUACCGUCUCGUCGUGCCUUUGAUCGCCGAUGCGCCCUGGCGUUUCACCGACGUUGUCGCUGAUCCUUUCGAGCUCCGCCCCGAAGAGGAUCUCAAUAUCGUUGAUCUGCAUGAUAUCGUGCAGACACGGUACGGUCCCGUUGCUGCUAAGUGGCUUUCUGAGGCUGCUCAUGUGUCGCAGUGGUGGAUUGCGGAGAACCAUCUGCGUUGGGGAUACAACGCUACCCUAGAAGCUUAG